UCUAUCUUCCUCAUCUUCAUUUCCUCAAAAUCCUUCCACCUUAAUUAAACCCUAAUUUUCACUACUUAUUUCAUUAUAAAUAAUAUAUUUUAAACUAUUUAUUAAAUUAUUGUAUAUAAUUUUGUGAUGCUUCUUAUUAGAUAUGGCUUCUGCACCAUCAAUGUCAGUGCCAGUUGAGUGUGUGAAUAUAUGUAAGUUUCCGAAAGGGGACGGAAGCAGUCGAUACGAUUGUAGUGUGAUUUCGUGCGCGUGGAAAGCUCCGAGGGCGUUAACCGGAUGUUUAGCUAGUACUGCUCAUUCAUCUGCUUUCUUGCAUGGACACAAUGAUGCUAAUAGAUGUGAAGUUGCUGGUAAGAGAUCAUGGCUAUCUUCUGAAGCUUCAGAUGUUUAUCCUCCUAGGAAAUUCUUAAGGUCAAGUUUGCUUCAGCUUCACUGUAGAAAAUGGGCAGUAGGUUGUUCUUCAUCUUCCCCUUCAGGAUAUGAUGAGCUUUCGCCAGAACUUUUGUGGGAGGAUCUUAAACCUGCUAUCACUUACCUUGCAUCUGAUGAGUUAGAGUUAGUGCAUAAUGCUCUAACACUGGCCUUUGAGGCACAUGAUGGGCAAAAACGACGCAGUGGAGAACCCUUUAUCAUUCACCCUGUUGAAGUUGCUCGAAUUCUUGGAGAACUAGAAUUAGAUUGGGAGUCGAUAGCUGCUGGCUUGUUACAUGACACUGUUGAAGAUACAAACGUUGUUACUUUUGAAAGAAUCGAGAAGGAAUUCGGUGUCACAGUCCGACAUAUUGUUGAAGGAGAAACAAAGGUUUCAAAACUUGGAAAGUUGAAGUGUAAUAAUGAAAUUUCUUCGGUACAAGAGGUGAAAGCACAUGAUCUUCGACAAAUGUUUUUGGCUAUGACGGAAGAGGUGCGGGUGAUUAUUGUCAAGUUAGCAGACAGAUUACAUAAUAUGCGCACUCUUUCACAUAUGCCUUUACGUAAGCAGUCCAGCAUUGCAAUGGAGACCCUACAGGUCUUUGCUCCUCUAGCAAAGCUACUGGGGAUGUACCAAAUUAAGUCUGAGCUUGAGAAUUUGUCUUUUAUGUACACAAAUCCUCAAGAUUAUGGCAGAAUCAAGAGGCGUGUUGCAGAACUAUACAAAGAUCAUGAAAAAGAAAUUGAAGAGGCAAAUAAGUUAUUGAUCAAGAAGAUUGAAGAAGAUCAAUUCUUAAAUCUCGUGUCUCUAAAAACUGAGGUGCAGUCGGUAUGCAAGGAACCUUACAGCAUUUAUAAGUCUGUACUAAAAGCCAGAGGUUCAAUCAAUGAAGUUAAUCAAAUUGCACAGCUUCGCAUUGUUGUUAAACCCAAGCCAUGCGUCGGUGUUGGGCCAUUGUGCAAUGCACAACAGAUUUGCUAUCAUGUUCUUGGGAUUGUUCACGAGAUCUGGACACCAAUACCCCGAGCUAUGAAAGACUACAUUGCAACCCCAAAACCUAAUGGUUAUCAGAGUCUUCAUACUACUGUUAUUCCGUUUCUUUAUGAGAGCACAUUUCGUCUGGAAGUUCAGGUUAGAACAGAAGAGAUGAACUUGAUAGCAAAUAGAGGCAUUGCUGCUCAUUAUAGCGGGAAAGUUCUCGUUAAUGACUUAAUCAGACAUACUGUGUCCAAUGAAAAUAGAAACUUGAGAGGAAAAACAGGGUGUCUUAACAGUACCAAUGUGGCACUCAGGAUUGGUUGGCUAAAUGCAAUUAGAGAAUGGCAAGAGGAAUUCGUUGGAAAUAUGAGUUCUAGAGAGUUUGUAGAUACAGUCACUAAAGAUCUUCUUGGUAGCCGUGUCUUUGUGUUUACACCAAGAGGAGAGAUCAAAAAUCUACCCAAGGGAGCAACUGUCAUCGACUAUGCUUAUAUGAUUCACACUGAAGUUGGAAACAAGAUGGUGGCUGCAAAGGUCAAUGGCAAUCUUGUUUCUCCCGUGCAUGUGCUUGCAAAUGCUGAAGUUGUGGAGAUAGUGACCUAUAGUGGAUUAUCUAGCAAAUCUGCUUUCCAGAGGCACAAACAAUGGUUGCAACAUGCUAAAACGCGUAGUGCCAGACACAAGAUAAUGAAAUUUUUGAGGGAGCAAGCUGCACUAUCUGCAUCGGAAAUAACAGCUGAUUCAGUGAAUGAGUUUGUUGCUGAUACUGAAGAUGAUAAUGAAGUUGAAGAGGUAUUAGAUUACUCUAAAGGGACCCAACAUACAUGGGAGAAGAUUCUCAUGAAUGUUAUGGAAAUUUCAUCUUCAAAGAUGGUUGAUGAAGAUCUUUUUAAGUUCAAGAACGGAAGUAUUAAAGUUUCUAAAGUGAAUGGAAAGCACAACAAGCAUAUGCAGCAUGUGAGUUUAACGACCAGCUCACAAGGAAAUGAGUUUGGUAAGAUGAUGCUCGCCAGCAUUCCUAUGUAUAAAGAAGUGUUACCCAGUUUAGAAAGCUGGAUUGCUGGCAAAGUCGCAUCAUGGAGCAACCUUCAAGGGCACUCCAUCCAAUGGUUAUGCAUUGCUUGUAUAGAUCGAAAAGGAAUGAUGGCUGAUAUCACAAUAGCUUUGGCAGAUGCAGGUGUUGGAAUAUGCUCAUGUGUUGCUGAGGUUGAUAGAGGCAGAGGAAUGGCUGUCAUUCUUUUUCAUGUUGAAGCAAGCUUGGAUGAUAUGGUAAGUGCGUGUUCAAAGGUAGAUCUAGUCCUUGGUGUAUUAGGAUGGUCUGCAGGAUGUAGUUGGCCUAGCUUACCCGAAGGUCAACAAAUAAGAGAAUGUUAAACAAAUGAUGGUGAACAGAAGCAGGGUAACAAGUUUUGUCACACAAUUCUUUUCUCAGUUGUAUGUAAGUAUCAUAUUUUUUUUUACGCAAUCAUGAUCAAAAUAAAGUAGCAGAAGGGUGAUUUAAGCAAGUCUGUAGAGAGACUGUAUAUAAAAGGGGAUAGCAUACAUGUAAAAAUGUACAUGGAAGAAUAAAAUAGUUAGAUAUAUACACAAGUGUUACAGCUUGAAGAUAUUUUACUAUCA
Molecule: messenger RNA, 3010 nt
Organism: Erigeron canadensis
Lineage: Eukaryota; Viridiplantae; Streptophyta; Magnoliopsida; Asterales; Asteraceae
Product: putative GTP diphosphokinase RSH1, chloroplastic
Exons: 24
Coding region: 143-2764 (873 amino acids)
Biological process (GO): guanosine tetraphosphate metabolic process
Source: RefSeq, a predicted model, not a curated record